This is a messenger RNA of Suillus paluster, 360 nucleotides long. RefSeq lists its product as uncharacterized. Lineage: Eukaryota; Fungi; Basidiomycota; Agaricomycetes; Boletales; Suillaceae. The record is from RefSeq and is a predicted model, not a curated record. The coding region runs from base 1 to 360 and encodes 119 amino acids. The transcript has 5 exons.
AUGGAGAAGGCUUGGGUGGUGAAGGAGGACAAGAAGCACUCUGGAAAGCUGGCAUUUAUUAACUUCAGAAAUGCAGUAUGGCAUCAAUCAUUUCUGAAGAUCCUUGCCUGCCUCACACCACUGUCAAAGAUUGGAUCUGCCAUUAAAUGCUGGGAUGACCUUGUCCAUAUCUUCUAUCCAAUCAUACUCAUACUCUCUGCAGACUAUGAAGAACAUAAUAUCCCUGACACUCUUGCAGUGCAAAGGCAUUAUGUGCUUGGGCCCAAGAGUCUACAACAUUGGAAGCAAGAGAACAAAUAUUUAGCUCUGAGAGCCUUUGUGAUGUUGAUUGAUCACCAGUGGGCCAAACUGCAGAAAUAG